UUCUUCCUUUAGGUUAAGGGGCCCAUCUUUGUAGUUUUUUCAGGCAGACUCCAAAAUGUCGGGAGAAGUCUAUCUCUUGUGGCUGCUUUCGCUUUUACAAACGCUGUCGGCGUAUGGCUCUGAGCUGUCGUCGGAGGCGUGCAGGGAGCUGGGCUUCUCCAGCAACCUGCUGUGCAGUUCCUGUGACCUGCUUGGGGAAUUCAGCCUCACCAAGAUCCAGCCAGACUGCAACCACUGCUGCCAGCAGGAGGCCAAGUUAGAUGCGCGCAAGCUCUAUGCUGGGGCCAUCCUGGAGGUGUGUGGAUGAAAAUUGGGGAGGUUCCCCCAAGUCCAAGCUUUUGUCAGGGGUGACAAGCCGAAGAUGUUCAAGGGUCUACAGAUCAAGUACGUGCGAGGCUCCGAUCCUGUACUCAAGCUUUUGGACGAUAACGGGAACAUCUCCGAGGAACUCAGCAUCCUCAAGUGGAACACGGACAGCGUGGAGGAGUUCUUGAGUGAAAAAUUAGAGCGGAUAUAAACACAGCUUUCAAUUUGUUUUCUAUAGUUAAAGGGACAGCUUAAAAUAUACAUAAACCCUGAUGGUUUAUGUCACUCUCUCUGCCAUAUUGUUUUUCUAGGGUUCCACGAGCCUCCUUUUUUAAGGAGGUAAUGACAAAAAUAAGAAAUUAGGUAAUGACAAAAGUAAGAACACAAAGUUGGAUUUUACAACCAAACACAUCAUGGGCAUCACUAUGAAGAUGAGAAAAAAAUAUUAGUGGUGAAAUGUAUAUUUGUAUGUAUUUGGACUCUGCAUUUUUACAUUCCUGCUAAAGUCUGUUUAAAGUCACAAAUUUCUCAACGACCCUGUAAAAGCAUCAUAACGUUUUUCUGUUUCUGAUUUUCUUGUAGACAUUUUUUUUAUAAUGCUUAAAAUCGGUGUAACUAGACGUGAGUUGUUGAAAGACUGAACACUUCCAAGUUGCUGUUUGUCAGUAGAUGGUAUAGUUGUGGGGGCACGUUAGUGAAGAGCUCACCUUAAACCAGUAUUGGGAAGUGACCUCUGAUGUGUUUUGUGUUCCUCGGCUUCAUCGUUCUUUGGAUGCAAAUUGGAUUUGUUGUGGAAAUUUGAAUAUGCAACAAUAAACAACAAAAAAAGAUUUUC
Molecule: messenger RNA, 1141 nt
Organism: Phycodurus eques (leafy seadragon)
Lineage: Eukaryota; Metazoa; Chordata; Actinopteri; Syngnathiformes; Syngnathidae
Gene: selenof
Product: selenoprotein F
Exons: 5
Cellular component (GO): endoplasmic reticulum lumen
Molecular function (GO): oxidoreductase activity
Source: RefSeq, a predicted model, not a curated record